GAAAGAGAGAGAGAGAGAGAGAAAAGUGCAUACGCGUCGUACAAGUAUGGCGGUAAUCCUAUCAGCUGAUAGUGUCCGCGGUUGGGAUGACGGAUGAAAAUUUGGUUAAUCAGUCAAAUCGGAGCAAGUGUCCCCUUCCCUGUCAACAUCGAUGACCACAAGUCGCGUAUUCCUCUAGUCCACAAUACGUACGUACAUACACAAUACAUGAGACAGUGAUCUGGAUGACGCAUAGACGCAUAGGAUAUGCUGAUGCAUCUGUCAUUACGUUGGCACGAGACGGAACUGCGUUAUCGAGGUAGAAGAACCGAGGACGAGGAACACGCGGAAACGAGGAGAGCUCGCGGGCAUGUCGCAAGGUAUAGACAGGCUCGAGUCGUCGAGGUGGUAAACUGAAAGAUUAAGAAGGUCGUCGACUUCGGCACCGAUCAGGAUCAAUCCUGUAAUGAGCGACUCGGAACAGCGGCAAUUGCACGUGCCUUAUCGAGAGUACCAGAGUCAGAACAGCAUCACCGGUCCCGCGGUCACUCUCGUGGAGACCGAUGCCCUGGUGGAUCUGUCCAUCGGCAACAGCAGCAGCAGCCAUCACCAUCAGCAGCAGCAACCGCGUCUGUCGUCGCAGAACGAGCGACAGUUAACGCCACCUCCACCGCCUCCGCCGCCGCCACCGCCUGCGGAUCUUCUGCCUGACGUCGAGUUCAUUCCCGGUCUGAGCAACGACCAAACCCUAGCCAUAGAUUCCUCCGGGAUCGACCGGGAGAGCCAGCCUCUCCUGGGUCGCUUGGAGCUCGAUGUUACCUUCAACAGAUUUCCAGAUGACCCUCAGUUCACGGAAUUGGUGUGGCAGGCUGAGUGUGCGAUAGACAAUGGGGUUUAUCCGGAGAGGAUAUAUCAGGGUUCCAGUGGUAGUUACUUUGUCAAAAAUCCUGCAGGGAAAAUAAUAGGUGUAUUCAAGCCAAAGGACGAGGAACCUUACGGCAGGCUGAAUCCAAAGUGGACGAAAUGGAUGCACAAGCUCUGCUGUCCCUGUUGCUUCGGUAGGAGCUGUCUGAUCCCGAAUCAGGGAUACUUGAGCGAGGCAGGCGCGAGUCUAGUCGAUCGCAAACUAGGUCUUGGCAUUGUACCAAACACCAGAGUAGUGAAACUCGUCAGCGAGGUGUUCAAUUAUCCACGUCUGGAUCGUCAGAAGGCGCGCAUGAAACAGGCUAUCAUGGAUCAGUUUCCUACAGUAGGAUCGCAUUUCAAUCGCAUCGGUCUGCCGCCGAAGGUCGGCUCCUUCCAAGUCUUCGUGGACAGCUACAAGGACGCCGAUUAUUGGCUGAGGCGAUGGGAAAACGAAUCGAUGCCGGCGCGUCUGAGCCGAGAAUUUCAACUUCAGUUCGAGCGUUUAGUCAUUCUGGAUUAUAUCAUCAGGAAUACAGACAGAGGUAAUGACAAUUGGCUGAUCAAGUAUGAUACUAGUGUCAGUAAAAACGGGUCCGAGCAGGGUGAAGUGAAGAUCGCGGCGAUAGACAACGGCCUGGCCUUUCCUUUCAAGCAUCCGGAUUCUUGGCGGGCGUAUCCUUAUCAUUGGGCUUGGUUGACUCAGGCGAAACAACCGUUCAGCGAAGUCACGAGAGAACUAGUCCUGCCGCAACUCUCGGACCAGAACUUUGUACAAGAUCUCUGCGAUGAUUUAUAUCAAUUGUUUAAACAAGAUAAGGGUUUUGAUCGGCAUCACUUUGAUAGGCAAAUGAGUGUGAUGCGUGGUCAAAUCUUGAAUCUGCAACAGGCUCUGAAAGACGCCAAGAGCCCCGUACAAUUGGUACAAAUGCCGGCUGUAAUCGUGGAAAAAUACGUGCAGCCUCCGCGUACAAAGUCCUUCGCACCAGAACGUUUGUACGAGGCGCCGUCAAAGCGACUCGACACCAGCACAACUUAUCACUUGUCUUAUCUGAAUGCGGAUCGACGUUACGCGCGACCUCAACCGAUUCGGCCCAUUCACAGUCUUCAGAGAAGUACCGGAAGAUUUGUCGAUGAGACGACGAACCAAUUAUCCUACAAGCCUAUAUGGCAGAUCGUUAAAGCGGAGUCUAUUGUACCAAAAUGUAGGCUGAUAUCGCAUCCGGGUACAAUGGAAACUGUAACAACAGUUCGUCACGAUUACAUGGCAAAACAUGUUGAAAAACCAGACAUGAUUAUACCUUGCGGAAGUAUCCGCACAAGUUCAGCGCCUUUGGAUGACAGAACGAUGAUGAGACUGUCAUACAUGUCUCCUGGACCUAUUGAACCUGCAAUCAGCUUUAAACCGAUAACAAAAUACUGCCCAUCAAGUCAGCCGCUGUUCAAAGAGACGACGCACAAGUUGAGCUAUCAGCCCUUCGUCGUUGACAAGAAAGAAUUAUAUCCUUGGACGCAGAAAGGAGUAUAUAAAUCGCCUGAUGUUGCAAUGUGUGGCAAAACCACUUAUUCCGAGAGCUAUAUGGAGAACGACGCAGUUUCCGUGGAAAAGCCGUUUCUUCCUACGACAGGAUACGUUUUACCUUACGGCGCCAAAUUCGCGGAUAAAACCAUUUACAAAGAGAGUUAUUUGCCGGGUGACGCGAAGCGCAUGGAGCCGUUUCUUCCCCGCGGCAGCAUUUCUAUCCCUGACGUAAAGAUGUCCGCUGAUACAACCAGUAAGCUGAGCUAUCAACGAGUCUGGACCGAGAGACGGAGGCCGUUCGUGCCGCCACGUGCUAGGGGUGUAACAGCCGGCAAAAUGCAAUCGGAGACGACGACUCGUCGCGAAUACAUGGUGAAAACGACGUCGCGUCCGGACCUCGUCGUCCCAUUCGACAACAUCCGCAUCGUCGACGUACCGUUUGAGGGAGACACCACCACCAGGUUGUCUUACGUAAAGCCUGAUGCGAUAAAACCUGUUCACAGUUACAAGCCCAUAGUUAUGCAAUAUCGCAGGCCGGAAAUUAAGAUCGACUCCGAAACGAUAAAUAAAUUAUCGUAUCAGGCGUGGACGUCGAUACCUAAGGAAGAACUCUCGUGGGCCCAGAAGAGUAAAUAUCGGUCGCCCGAACAUCCGAUGGCCGGCGACACGGUCUACCACAUGAGCUAUCCCGCACCAGGUCACUACGUCGAGGACGAUACGUGUCCGUGUCCAAUCGAUCAGCAAGAUGACAUCUCUUCAUCUACUCCGGCAGGAGUAGAAUCUUAAACGCUCUUAAAUUAGAUACAAUGUACACUUGUUGAUAUAUUAUACAAUAUAUUAUUUUAAUUCAUUACCUUUCU
This is a messenger RNA of Nylanderia fulva, 3264 nucleotides long. The record is from RefSeq and is a predicted model, not a curated record. NCBI's taxonomy places the organism in Eukaryota, Metazoa, Arthropoda, Insecta, Hymenoptera, Formicidae.